CUCUCUUAGGUGCGGGGAAGACCAGAUUAGCGUUGAAAUCGUGUGCGCAAAUUCGUUGAGAGGUGUUUGUCUUGUUUUCCAACCAUUGCGUUUCUUUUGUUUUAAUACAAACUUCCACGACCAAACGUGUGAACCAAAAACCCUCUCUACUCAAACCUUUUGCUUCUCUCUCCGUUGAGGGAGAGAAAGAACUCGCUUCAAGAAUUAAACCAACAAAACAACGCAUUGCAAGCGAGUUUACAUUUGUUGAUGAGGACGUCGUCGUUCGGGAGAUGCAGCAGCGCCGAGUUCGAACUGCCGGAGAGCUUCGGCACCUCGUCUCCGACGGUCGGGGGACGCGCCUACGGCGCAAUGAUGCCGGUGUUCCUCAACGACCUCCGGAGCAACCACCACAAGGAGCUCGUGGAGAUCACGCUGGAGCUCGAAAACGACGCGGUCCUUCUCUGCAACGUGACGCCGGCGGCCGCGUAUUCCGCUCCCAAUGCUUCUCCAUCGUCGAGCAGGGGAGGGGGUGACGACGGCGCCGGCGUGGCUCGGAGCCUCUCUAUUACGUCGAGGAUUCGGAGGAAGUUCCCGUGGCUGCGGUCGUUGUCGUCGGCGUCGGUGGAGAGUGUCGCCGCCGCCGAGGAUCCGGUGACGACGGCGCGAAACGCGCGGAAAAUGAGAGCGAAGCUUGAACGGACGAGGUCGAGUGCGCAGAGAGCUCUGAAAGGUCUGAGAUUCAUCAGCAAGUCCGGUGAAGCCAGCGAGGAGUUGUGGGGAAAGGUGCAAGAACGUUUCAGCUUGCUGGCCAAAGAUGGCAUGCUCGCUCGUGAAGACUUUGGUGAAUGCAUAGGGAUGGAAGAUUCGAAGGAAUUUGCAGUGUGUAUAUUCGACGCAUUGACUCGGAGGAAGGAAAGGAGAGUUAGUAGCAUAAACAGAGAAGAGUUGCACGAGUUCUGGUUGCAAAUUUCAGACCAGAGUUUUGAUGCUCGCCUGCAGAUUUUCUUUGACAUGGCAGACAGUAACGAGGACGGAAGAAUUACUAGAGAGGAAGUACAAGAGCUCAUAAUGCUCAGUGCUUCCGCAAACAAGUUAUCGAAGCUAAAGGAACAAGCUGAAGGAUAUGCUUCCUUAAUAAUGGAAGAAUUAGAUCCAGAAAACCUGGGUUAUAUCGAGCUGUGGCAGCUAGAAAUGUUAUUACUAGAAAAAGAUAGAUACAUGAAUUACAGCAGACAACUGAGCAGUGCAAGCGUAAAUUGGAGUCAAAAUAUGACUGAUACAAGGUCUGGAAAUGAUAUACAAAGAUUGCGCAGGACCCUCCAAUGUAUUGCAUUAGAGUAUUGGAGAAGGGGUUGGAUUUUGUUAUUGUGGUGGGUUACCAUUGCUACCCUCUUUGGCUGGAAAUUUUUCCAGUAUAGAAACAGAUCAACUUUUCAAGUCAUGAGCUACUGCAUACCCAUAGCCAAGGGUGCUGCAGAGACACUCAAGUUCAACAUGGCUCUCAUCCUCUUACCAGUCUGUCGAAACACUCUUACAUGGCUUCGUUCCACCGGAGCCAGGAAGUUUGUGCCCUUCGAUGACAACAUUAAUUUCCACAAGAUGAUUGCAUUCGCCAUAGCUGUUGCAGUCGCCGUUCAUGCGGGCAGUCAUCUGGCGUGUGAUUUCCCCCUUCUCGUGAACUCAUCUCCGGAAAAAUUUUCACUUAUAUCUUCAGAUUUCAAUAACAAAAGACCCACGUACAAAUCACUUCUGACCGGAGUAGAAGGCGUAACCGGUAUCUCCAUGGUUAUUCUCAUGGCCAUCUCUUUCACUCUAGCAACUCACCACUUCCGGAGAAACGCUGUGAGGCUUCCUUCACCCUUUAACAGAUUGACAGGCUUCAACGCAUUUUGGUACUCACACCACCUUUUUGCUCUCGUCUACGUUCUGCUACUCGUCCAUGGAACAUUCUUGUAUUUGACCCAUCGGUGGUACCACAAAACGACAUGGAUGUAUAUCUCUGUUCCUCUGCUGCUGUACAUAGCAGAGCGUACUCUACGCACUCGAAGAUCAGCACAUUAUACGGUGAAAAUUCUGAAGGUAUCGGGGCUACCAGGAAAUGUCUUCAGCUUAAUCAUGUCUAAGCCUAAUGGAUUCAAGUACAAAAGCGGACAGUACAUAUUUUUACAAUGUCCAAAAAUCUCUCCCUUUGAGUGGCACCCAUUUUCCAUCACCUCAGCUCCAGGAGAUGAGUACCUAAGUGUUCACAUCCGAACAGUGGGAGACUGGACACAAGAACUUAAGCUUCUGCUGACAAAAGAUGAUGACAAAUUGCCUUCGGUUAAACGUGGUGCGACGUUUGGUGAACUAAUGCAACUGGAUCAAAGAGGACAACCGAGGCUGCUUGUCGAUGGCCCUUAUGGAGCUCCAGCACAGGACUACCAGAGCUUUGAUGUACUACUCCUCAUAGGAUUAGGAAUUGGAGCAACUCCUUUCAUUAGCAUUCUCAGAGAUCUUCUCAGUAACACCAAAACACUGGAUGAACUCGGGAUGCAGGAACCAUCAAACACAGAAACAAGUCAAGCAACCAGAUCAGACGAGAGCUCCAAUAGUUUUACAUCGUCAAACUUAACGCCCGGAGGAAAUAAGAGAUCACGAAGGACUACAAAUGCUUAUUUCUACUGGGUUACUAGGGAGCCUGGAUCUUUCGAAUGGUUUAAAGGAGUAAUGGACGAAGUUGCAGAAAUGGACCACAAAGGGCAAAUUGAGCUCCACAAUUAUCUUACAAGUGUCUAUGAAGAGGGGGAUGCGAGAUCAACCUUAAUCACCAUGAUCCAAGCACUGAACCAUGCCAAACAUGGUGUUGACAUCCUAUCAGGCACUCGAGUAAGAACACACUUUGCUAGGCCUAAUUGGAAAGAGGUUUUCAACAAGAUUGCCUCCAAACAUCCGUUUUCUACAGUAGGGGUGUUCUAUUGCGGGAUGCCAGUAUUGGCAAAGGAGCUAAAGAAGCUAUCAGUUGAACUCAGCCACAAGACAACUACACGCUUCGAGUUUCACAAGGAGUACUUCUGAUAUAGGAAAUCAAAUCUAAAAAACUUUUGCAUAUUCUUUUGUAUUUACAAAUUAGAUUAUUCAAAAGGGAAAUUAAGAAAUGUUUAGGCCCUACUAAGAAGGAAGCAACUUGUAAUUAUAGUAUAUUUGAUACGCAAAUACAGUACAGUAAACAAUCCAAUAACAGAGGAACACCAUGAUCUGAAAACUGCCAACAGUGGAACUGUGAAAUCCUCCGGUAAACUCUACCAGCAACCUAUACAAAAAAAGUGCGUACGCCACACAAAUCUUGCACAUUUCCCGUGCGCGACCUUAAUCCUAUCACUAAUUGCUUCUUCUUUUUCUCUGUAAAUUCUAAAGAUUAGUUCAUCUGUAAAGACUUUAAGAUUUACAUUAUGUUCUAAUCCUAUAAGAUUGUUGAUUUAAUUUUGAAAA
Messenger RNA from Vigna unguiculata (cowpea), 3450 nucleotides. RefSeq names its product Riboflavin synthase-like superfamily protein. NCBI's taxonomy places the organism in Eukaryota, Viridiplantae, Streptophyta, Magnoliopsida, Fabales, Fabaceae. The record is from RefSeq and is a predicted model, not a curated record. Gene Ontology annotation, molecular function: calcium ion binding; NAD(P)H oxidase H2O2-forming activity; peroxidase activity. Gene Ontology annotation, cellular component: plasma membrane.